AUGUUACCGCCAGUACCAUCUCCCGCCGACUAUGGCAUUGCUCCCGGCUAUGGGUUCCUUCCCGCGGAGCUGCCCCUAGAGAUCCUCCCAGAUCCUUACUACGCUAAAUGGGAGAAGGUUGUUCAGAACCUCCAGGCACUGGUCUUGAGCAAAGGUCUGCGAUCGAUGGUGGAUCGUUUGCCCAUACUCUCCACCUGCCACCUCCAGACCGAUGCCGAGUGGCGUCGUGCCUAUGUCGUACUUGUAUUCAUCUUGCAUGGUUAUGUGUGGAGUGGCAACCAACCAGAAGAGGUAUUCACUCGUCCCAUCGUACCCCUGUUCGAAGUCUGCGAGCGACUCGAAGUACCCCCCGUCGCAACCUAUGCCGGGGUGUGUCUUUGGAACUACAGGCCCAUCUUCCCCGACCAGCCAGCCGAUACCCUGGAUAAUCUGGCAUGCCUACAGACCUUCACUGGGUCUCUAGACGAGCAAUGGUUCUUCUUGGUCUCUGUCGCCAUGGAGGCACGCGGAGCCGAUGCCAUCCCCCUCAUGACCGAGGCCAUCACUGCAGCCCGCCAAGGCGACAGCCUCACCGUUACCGCGCGUCUACAGUGUUUGGCCCAAAUCAUUGAUGAUACCAGCUCGUUGCUGCAGAGGAUGUACGAGAACUGCGAUCCCUACGUUUUUUAUAAUCGCAUCCGCCCUUACCUGGCUGGAAGCAAGAACAUGUCUGACGCAGGCCUGCCAAACGGUCUCUUAUACGACGACGGUCACAACCCGGAAUAUCGUCAGUAUGGCGGCGGUAGCAACGCACAGAGCUCACUCAUCCAAUUCUUCGAUAUCGUCCUUGGUAUCGAACACAGACCUACUGGUACUAGCCGCGAUGACAAGGAUAAACCUGACACCAAAUCACGUAACAACUUCAUCCGCGACAUGCGCAAAUAUAUGCCAGGUCCUCACAGGCGCUUCCUGGAAGAUAUAGAGUCCGUGUCGAAUAUCAGAGCCUUCGUCGAAGCACGCAAGUCCGACUCCGCCCUCUGCAUUGCCUACGACGCAUGUCUUGCCAUGCUCCGCGUCUUGCGCGACAAGCAUAUAACCAUGGUAUCUCGCUACAUUAUUGUCCAAUCGCGCGCGAAACCCAAUACCGGACGCACGAAUCUGGCGACUGCCACGAGCGAGAAGAAGAAAAUGCGCGGUACAGGAGGCACCGCAUUGAUUCCUUUCCUCAAGCAGGCGCGCGAUGAGACCUGUGAGCCGGCUAUCGACGCGUGGGCUCGGAGACUGCUAAGUAACCCCGCCGAUAAGGCCUUUGCCUCGUUGAGUAAAGUUGGCGAACAACCUGAUGGUCAUCUUGAGGUUGUUGGUCUUUGUGGCACCUGGACUGCUGAGGAGAGUGAGGGGGGGAUUUGCCAUUGGUGA
Penicillium salamii is the source of this 1398-nucleotide messenger RNA. The record is from the annotation of a GenBank genome assembly. Lineage: Eukaryota; Fungi; Ascomycota; Eurotiomycetes; Eurotiales; Aspergillaceae.